This is a messenger RNA of Scatophagus argus, 3916 nucleotides long. RefSeq names its product LARGE xylosyl- and glucuronyltransferase 2 (gene large2). Gene Ontology annotation, molecular function: glucuronosyltransferase activity; xylosyltransferase activity. Bases 559 to 2811 code for a protein of 750 amino acids. Gene Ontology annotation, biological process: protein O-linked glycosylation via mannose. Lineage: Eukaryota; Metazoa; Chordata; Actinopteri; Scatophagidae. The transcript is spliced from 17 exons. The record is from RefSeq and is a predicted model, not a curated record.
CAGACAGCAGCGCCGUCCUGCGUCCUCCAGCCCCGGCAGGCUGCGCGUCCCCGGCUGUCCCCGCUCCGUCUUCUCUGCGUGUGAGGACAGUUUUGCAGAGCUGUGGACACAGUGAUACACACCGUCCGGAUCGGAGGCGAUGCCACCUCCUCCUGCGCGGCGUGUGGCGCCUUUCUGGAUGGAUUUCUGAAUGUUUUUCGGUUCUGGAGUGAUUGACCGCUCAGAGCCACAGUGGACGUGACAGAACCCGCAGGAGCGCACACGCAGACUGGAUUUCCUCUCGGUGGUCCCUGUUGGAGUCGACUGAGCAGCCUCUCUGUCACAGUUUUCCCACUCUGGGGUUUACAUCUACGACUCUGUGUAACCUGCACCUGCUGUGGGCUGAAAUGCGACACUCCUGACUGAUUGAUGAGCUUUGCUCUCGGCUGCAGAUGACCUGUGAGACACUUUAAUGAGCUUUUACAAGAUGAAAGGAUGCUGCAGGGACCUGACGAGGGACUGAGCCCGACCUGAACCCUGACCCCCGACCUUCAGAGCCCUUAGCGCCGCCAUCCCAUCAUGAACCUGCUGUGCCGCGGGCGCCUGAAGCUGCUGGUGGCGUCUCUCACGGCCGUCGUCCUGCUCACCUGGCUCUACCUGCUGGCCGGAAACCUGGAGAAUGGUCGCUCCCUCCUCCUGGCUCCCUGCCUGGCCGACACACCGGCGGCCCGAGUCCUAGAGCGAGCCGUGCUCGAGUCGCGGGUUCGAGAGGUGGAGGAGGAGAACCGGCAGAUCCGGUUGCAGCUCAGCCAAUCGCAAGGCACCGCCGCCCAGAUGCCUGAUGGUAACUAUGGCAACCAGCAGUGGGGCGCCUCUGCGGACACGGGACCGGAGGAUGGGGACAACACGGCGGAGGAGAAGAACAACCACACCGAGUGUCCCCGAGCGCCCACCGUUCAGAAGUGUGAGCUCAUCCACGUAGCCUGCGUUUGCGCCGGACACAACGCCAGCAGAGACGUGGUCACGCUGGUCAAGUCCGUCCUCUUUCACCGGAGAAACCCUCUUCACUUUCACUUCAUCACAGACACAGUAGCCAAUCGCAUCCUGAGUUCUCUCUUUCAGUCCUGGAUGGUCCCGUCUGUGCAAGUCAGCUUCUAUGACGCAGACGAACUCAAGUCCGAGGUGUCGUGGAUACCCAACAAACAUUACUCAGGUAUUUACGGCUUGAUGAAGCUGACGCUAACCAAAGCUCUGCCCUCAGACCUGUCCAAGGUCAUCGUCCUGGACACGGACAUCACCUUCGCUACCGACAUCGCUGAGCUCUGGGGCAUUUUCAGGAAGUUCACUGAUAAACAGGUCAUAGGCCUGGUGGAGAACCAGAGUGACUGGUACCUGGGGAACCUGUGGAAGAACCACAAACCCUGGCCUGCGCUGGGACGAGGUUUCAACACAGGCGUCAUCCUUCUCUACCUGGAGCGACUACGACGAAUCGGUUGGGAGCAAAUGUGGCGGCUGACGGCGGAGAGGGAGCUCAUGAGCAUGCUCAGUACAUCUCUGGCUGAUCAGGACAUUUUCAAUGCCUUCAUAAAACAGAACCCGGUCCUGGUGCACCAGCUGCCCUGCUUCUGGAACGUUCAGCUGUCCGAUCACACCCGCUCUGAGCAGUGCUACACCGAGGUGUCCGACCUCAAGGUGAUCCACUGGAACUCACCGAAGAAGCUCCGUGUGAAGAACAAACACGUGGAGUUCUUCAGGAACCUCUACCUGACCUUCUUGGAGUACGAUGGGAACCUGCUGAGGCGAGAACUGUUCGGCUGCCCGAGUCAGGCCAGUCCGGAGAGCGCCCAGCUGCAGGCAGCUCUGGAGGAGCUGGACGAGGACGAUCAGUGCUAUGACUUCCGUCGGGAGCGACUCACGGUUCACCGAGUCCACCUCUACUUCCUGCAGUACGAGUACACGCCCACUGAGGACGACACCGAUGUCACAUUGGUGGCCCAGCUGUCCAUGGACAGGCUGCAGAUGCUGGAGGCCAUCUGUAAGCACUGGGAAGGUCCCAUCAGCCUGGCGCUCUACAUGUCUGAUGCUGAGGCUCAGCAGUUCCUACGCUACGCUCAGGCCUCUGAGGUCCUCAAGAAUCGCAAGAAUGUUGGCUAUCACAUUGUCUACAAGGAGGGACAGUUUUACCCCGUCAACCUGGUGAGGAACGUGGCCCUGAAGAAUGCCAACACCCCCUACGUGUUCCUGACUGACGUGGACUUCCUACCAAUGUACGGUCUCUACGAUUACCUCAGAAAAUCUGUGGUGCAGCUGGACAUGGAUCACACUAAGAAGGCUCUGGUGGUUCCAGCCUUCGAGACGCUUCGUUACCGACUUUCCUUCCCCAAAUCCAAAGCUGAGCUGCUCUCCAUGCUGGACAUGGGGACUCUCUACACCUUCAGGUAUCAUGUGUGGCCCAAAGGUCACGCGCCGACCAACUAUGCCAAAUGGCGAACAGCCACCACACCUUAUAAGGUAGAGUGGGAGCCGGACUUUGAGCCAUAUGUUGUGGUGAGACGAGACUGUCCAGAGUACGACCAGCGCUUCGUGGGCUUUGGAUGGAACAAGGUGUCCCACAUCAUGGAGCUGGAUGCACAGGAGUACGACCUGAUGGUCCUCCCCAAUGCCUUCAUGAUCCACAUGCCCCACGCCCCCAGCUUUGACAUCUCCAAGUUCCGCUCCAGCUCCAGUUACCGCAACUGUCUGAACACCCUGAAGGACGAGUUCCACCAGGACCUGUCCAGGAAGUACGGCUCAGCUGCUCUCAAGUACCUCACGGCCCAGAGGAACAUCUAAAAUCCAGAACCGCUGAGAGCCAUCGAGCACGUCAGCCUCUGAGCUCCUGACCGGUGAGCUCCUGAGAGGUCGGACGUGAACUGAUGCAGCACCGCCAGCUGUGGAGAGCAAACUAUGACGUCAAAGCUUUACGGCCCUGUUGAACGUUCUCGGGCUCCUGUGCAUUAAUUCUCCAGUCGACUCCACCUCAAGGAGGACGACGUGCAGAGACAGAAAUCUGGACAGAGGAUUUCCUAAAGGCAGGAUUACUGUGCGAUGGACGAGUGUGGAUACUGACGGGACUAGCUUUAAGGCCAGGAAAGUACAUUCUUACAAUCUGUUCUGACAAUCAGGGCUUUUUCCAGAAGAUACAUUACGACCCAGUUUGGAUCCCUGGACACAACAGGACACGUGUAGUUUGGGGAAACAUUUGAAGCUAUGUUUGUACUUGUGAGGCCAGUCGAACUGGAGAAAGUUUUAAGCCUUAUCACUUUCAAUGGUAUUUACUGAGAUAUUUAAUAUUUUCAUUUCUUUUUUUUUUCCAGUGUAAAUCAGAACCAAUGAGAGCAAAUGUUGGCAUUUACUAUGUUUUGAUUACGGUUUUACAUAAGAUUUAUUUUUCUUUCUAUAUUUGCUGACCUCUUUUAAAGAAAAUCCAUCAUGUCCCAGUCGAAUUAUUUCAGAUUUUCUGUGGGCUUCAGGGAUGUGCUGCGUACGUGUGUGUGUGAGUGUGUGAUCCAGCUGUCUUCAACACGCUUACUGAUUGUCGUCAUCCUCGCUUUGUCUUGGUCAUACCUGCUUGCAUGUGACGAGUUGCACUACGUGUUCGUCCUCACAUGAGAAAACAGACAUUUUCGUUUUUUACCCAUCAUUCAUCCUUUUGAAAAGAGCAAAAAUCUGUCAGUGAUAGCAAAGGUAUCGUUACCGACUGGGACCAACCCUGAUACCUUACAGUGAGUACUUGAUGAAGAUAUGAAGGUGCUGCACUCAGACGAAGGGCAGAAGCAGUUUUAGGUUCUAGUGUUUGUGCCGUUGCAUUUAUGACGUGUCUGAUUCACUGGAUUUAUGUGCCAUCUACUGUACCACCCUACAAACAACCUGUUUUUAUAAAGACAAACUCAGAUCA